GUUCAGCUUAACAGUGGAUAGCUCGAGUAGGAAACCAGUACUUUUCAGGUGUUCGACUGAUCUCGGAAGGAAGAAGGGCGGGUCGCGAUGGCGGGAGGGAAGGUGUACUCGUUUGAGGAGGUGAGGAAGCACAACGAUCGGAAGGAUUGCUGGCUCAUCAUCUCCGGUAAGGUGUACGACGUGACGCCGUUCAUGGAGGAGCACCCCGGCGGCGACGAGGUCCUGCUGGCGUCUACCGGCAAGGACGCGACCACCGACUUCCAGGACAUCGGCCACACCGACUCCGCCAAGGAGCUGAUGCCACAGUACUGCAUCGGCGAGGUCGACGCGGCCACCAUCCCGGCCAAGCUCACCUUCGCCGUCCACAAGGACGCGCCCCACAAGAAGGCCACGACGAGCACGGGCGCCUGGGCGACGCUCCUGCAGCUCGCCGCGCCCCUCGUGCUGCUGGCGCUGGCCUUUGCGCUGCAGAGCUUCGGCAAGGCCAAAACUGAGUAGAAACAAACCAGAUGCCGUCGUGGAUUCCGCCGUGUCGCUGGCCUGCAGCCUCUUGGAACUAUCUGAAUUAUUAACACUCGUUGGAGUAGUCGAUGUGAUUGUGACGAGCUCUUCACGUCGACCGCUGCAAUCGAUUCAGUUUACUAUAUGGAAAAGGGAGUACACUCCUAAUCAAGUGUUAGUGGUUUCGUAAUAAUAAUAAUUUUCUUUCUGAUGAA
Phragmites australis (common reed) is the source of this 716-nucleotide messenger RNA. RefSeq names its product cytochrome b5-like. The coding region runs from base 88 to 498 and encodes 136 amino acids. NCBI's taxonomy places the organism in Eukaryota, Viridiplantae, Streptophyta, Magnoliopsida, Poales, Poaceae. Gene Ontology annotation, molecular function: heme binding. Gene Ontology annotation, cellular component: membrane; intracellular membrane-bounded organelle. The transcript has 3 exons. The record is from RefSeq and is a predicted model, not a curated record.